Messenger RNA from Gekko japonicus, 775 nucleotides. RefSeq names its product ATPase, H+ transporting, lysosomal 13kDa, V1 subunit G1 (gene ATP6V1G1). NCBI's taxonomy places the organism in Eukaryota, Metazoa, Chordata, Lepidosauria, Squamata, Gekkonidae. The transcript is spliced from 3 exons. Gene Ontology annotation, cellular component: vacuolar proton-transporting V-type ATPase complex. Bases 121 to 477 code for a protein of 118 amino acids. Gene Ontology annotation, molecular function: proton-transporting ATPase activity, rotational mechanism. The record is from RefSeq and is a predicted model, not a curated record. Gene Ontology annotation, biological process: proton transmembrane transport.
ACCGCCUGCCCCGUGGUCAUUCUUGCCAAGUCAGCUGCGGAGGGUCCGGAGCGCGGAGCGGAAGGGCCGGCAGGAGCUGCAGGGGGGCGCCGCGACUCCGAGCCGACGUUGCUGCCAGCCAUGGCUAGCCAGUCGCAGGGCAUCCAGCAGCUGCUGCAGGCCGAGAAGAGGGCCGCCGAGAAGGUCGCUGAGGCCCGCAAGAGGAAGAAUCGGAGGCUGAAACAAGCAAAAGAAGAAGCCCAGGCUGAAAUUGAACAGUAUCGCCUGCAGAGGGAGAAGGAUUUCAAAGCAAAGGAAGCUGCGGCUCUUGGCUCCCAUGGCAGCUCAACCACUGAGGUGGAAAAGGACACCCAGGAGAAGAUGAUUGUCCUCCAGAAUAACUUCCAAAAGAACAGGGAGGAGGUCCUGACUGCCCUGCUGGACUUUGUCUUUGACAUAAAACCAGAAAUCCAUGAGAACUACCGCAUUAAUGGAUAAGAGGAGCACCUUGGCUUUCAGGAAGUAUUCAGCAAUAUCAACUCUGUGUCUGUCAAUACUCUUAGCUGUACUGGUUCGUUUUUGUUUUUGUUUUUUGUAAAAGAUCUUAACUUAUUUCCGAAAAGGGUUGUAGAUAAUCUUUUCACUGAAAUCUUUCACAAACCCUUUUGUACCAUUUUUUUGGGAGUAUAUCCAAAGUUAUCCUAGUUCUGUCUGUCCCUAAAGUGCAUUAUGGUGGGAAUUCAAAGCGACAAGUGAAUGGUGGGUGGCUUCCGAUAAGUAUUAGGCUUGAUAUUUU